AUGGGUGGUUUUUUCUUUGUUUAUCGAUAUGGUGGAAUUGGGAAGACUUUACUGUGGAAUGCACUAUCCGCUUCAAUAAAGUCAGAAGGUCAAAUUGUUUUUAACGUUGUAUCCAGUGGCAUUGCAGAAUUAUUGUUACCUAAUGGGCGAACUGCUCAUUCACGAUUUAAAAUAUUGCCUGUGAUUCCUCGUGGUUCUCGGGAGAAGAUUGUUCAUGCGUGUAUUAAUGCUUCGUACCUGUGGCAAUCUUGCCAGGUGUUGCAAUUGACCGAAAACAUGAGGCUGAGUCGUGGUCUGCAAGAUAUUCACAAUGUACAGUUAGAGAAAUUUGCCGACUGGCUGCUUCAGAUAGGUGAUGGGUUAUUGGGAGACAGUACUGAUGGCGAAUCGGUGAUUAAAAUACCAGAAAACUUGCUAUUGGAUAUUGAGUCCCUAGGUCUUCACGAUUUGGUGUUGUUUGUUUAUCCUGACAUUUUACUACGUACUUCUAGCGUGGAUUAUUUUAAGGACAGGAGUAUAUUGGCACCAACACUUGAUGUUGUGAUCGAAGUUAACAAUCAUAUGGUCACUUAG
Molecule: messenger RNA, 573 nt
Organism: Arachis duranensis
Lineage: Eukaryota; Viridiplantae; Streptophyta; Magnoliopsida; Fabales; Fabaceae
Exons: 3
Coding region: 1-573 (190 amino acids)
Biological process (GO): DNA repair; telomere maintenance
Molecular function (GO): DNA helicase activity
Source: RefSeq, a predicted model, not a curated record